Arabidopsis thaliana (thale cress) is the source of this 4668-nucleotide messenger RNA. RefSeq names its product disease resistance protein (TIR-NBS-LRR class) family protein. NCBI's taxonomy places the organism in Eukaryota, Viridiplantae, Streptophyta, Magnoliopsida, Brassicales, Brassicaceae. Gene Ontology annotation, molecular function: ADP binding; NAD+ nucleosidase activity, cyclic ADP-ribose generating. Bases 116 to 3748 code for a protein of 1210 amino acids. The record is from RefSeq and is marked reviewed. The transcript has 7 exons. Gene Ontology annotation, biological process: defense response; signal transduction.
UUUUUUAUUUUAUUGUUUUGGUCAACGAAAAUAGUAAUGAUUAUGUUGGCUUAGCAUUUUUUCUUUUACGUAUAUCGGUAAAGUCUUUGUCUCUCCAUCAGACUGUAGUCGUUCAAUGGCUAUUGCAGAGGUGAUUGGUUUCUUCACACUUGUUUGUGUAAUUUGGUAUUGGGUUUACAAAAAGCACAAGAAUUUGCAGCUGAAGAUAUGCAGAUCAUCAAUCGAGUCUUCUUCUUCUUCGUCGUCCCUUUCAUCUCCUCCAUCUCUUUCGUCUCCUAUAUCUCGAACCUGGACACACCAAGUCUUUCCGAGCUUCCGCGGGGAAGACGUACGGAAAGGGUUUCUUAGUCAUAUCCAGAAGGAGUUCAAAAGCAAAGGAAUCGUUCCCUUUAUUGAUGACGAAAUGAAGAGAGGCGAAUCGAUCGGUCCGGGGCUGUUUCAGGCCAUUAGAGAAUCAAAGAUAGCAAUUGUCUUGCUCUCAAAGAACUACGCUUCGUCUAGCUGGUGCCUCAACGAAUUGGUGGAGAUUAUGAAUUGCAGGGAAGAGAUUGGUCAAACGGUGAUGACUGUUUUCUAUCAAGUGGAUCCAUCUGAUGUGAGAAAACAGACCGGAGAUUUCGGUAAAGCCUUUAAGAAAACCUGUGUUGGCAAAACACAAGAGGUGAAGCAGAGAUGGAGUCGAGCUUUGAUGGACGUCGCAAACAUACUCGGACAAGAUUCUCGCAAAUGGGAUAAAGAAGCGGACAUGAUUGUGAAAGUUGCAAAAGAUGUAUCAGACGUCUUGAGCUAUACGCCGUCGAGGGAUUUUGAUGACUAUGUUGGAAUCCGUCCUCAUAUCACAAGAAUCAAUUCCUUGUUAUGCCUAGAGUCUAGUGAUGUGAGGAUGAUAGGGAUAUUGGGUCCUCCUGGGAUUGGCAAGACCACCAUUGCACGAGUUUUAUAUGAUCAAAUCUCUGAAAAGUUCCAGUUUUCUGCCUUUAUAGAGAACAUCAGACUAAGCUACUGGAAAGGCUGGCACGAUGAGGGUAAUUUGGAUUUUCCAGUUGAGAUCAUGACUGGAGACCGGCAAAGGAAGUUGAAUUUACAAAGACGGCUUUUGUCUGAGUUAUUCAACCAGAAGGAUAUCCAGGUUCGUCAUUUAGGUGCAGUUCAGGAGAGGCUCAGGGACCACAAAGUUCUUGUCAUUCUUGAUGGCGUCGAUCAAUUAGAGCAGCUAACUGCAUUGGCGAAAGAAACUCAGUGGUUCGGCUAUGGAAGUAGGAUUAUCAUCACAACACAAGAUCAAAGGCUUUUGAGAGCGCAUGAGAUCAACCAUGUUUACAAGGUGGACCUCCCUGCUACAGAUGAAGCUCUCCAGAUCUUCUGUCUGUAUGCUUUUGGUCAAAAGUUCCCAUAUGAUGGUUUUAAGAAACUUGCUCGGGAGUUUACUGCACUUGCAGGUGAACUUCCUCUAGGUCUAAGAGUUUUGGGAUCUUAUUUGCGAGGAAUGUCCUUGGAGGAGUGGAAAAACGCACUACCACGGUUAAGGACUAGCCUUGACGGUGAAAUUGAGAAAACUCUAAGAUUUGCCUACAAUGUCUUGAGCGAUAAAGAUAAAUCUCUUUUUCUCCAUAUAGCAUGUUUGUUCAACGGCUGUCAAGUUAAUCAUGUGAAACAGUGGCUUGCUAACAGCAGUUUGGACGUUAACCAUGGCUUUGAAGUCUUGAGCAAUAAGUCUCUCAUAUCUACAGAUAUGGGACUCGUACGGAUGCAUUCUUUGCUUCAACAACUAGGUGUUGACAUUGUCCGUAAACAAUCUAUUGGAGAGCCUGAAAAACGUCAGUUUUUAGUUGACGUUAAUGAGAUUUCUGAUGUUAUCACCGACAAUACAGGCACUGGGACUAUUCUAGGCAUAAUGCUUCAUGUCUCUAAGAUCGAGGAUGUAUUAGUUAUAGAAGAAACGGUGUUUGAUAGGAUGACUAAUCUCCAGUUUUUAAUAUUGGACGAGUGUUUGAGGGAUAAGUUGAACUUACCACUAGGCCUGAAUUGUCUACCCCGUAAAAUCAGGUUAUUGCGUUGGGACUAUUGUCCGUUGAGCAUUUGGCCCUCUAAGUUCUCUGCAAAGUUUCUCGUUGAGCUUAUCAUGCGGGCGAACAAAUUUGAAAAACUGUGGGAAGGAAUUCAGCCACUUAAAAAUCUCAAAAGGAUGGAGCUGGGUGACGCCAGGAACCUGAAAGAGAUUCCAGAUCUCUCAAAUGCCACUAACCUCGAGUCAUUGCUUCUCUCUUUUUGCACUAGUCUGUUGGAAAUUCCUUCCUCUAUUAGAGGCACCACUAAUCUCAAGGAAUUGGAUCUCGGUGGUUGCGCAAGUCUGGUGAAGCUCUCUUCCUGUAUUUGUAAUGCCACUAGUCUCGAAGAAUUGAAUCUUAGUGCUUGCUCAAAUUUGGUGGAGCUCCCCUGUGCUCUUCCUGGCGACAGCAAUAUGAGAUCUCUGUCUAAACUUCUUUUGAACGGAAGCUCACGGUUGAAAACUUUUCCAGAGAUCUCCACAAACAUCCAAGAACUCAAUCUGAGUGGUACAGCGAUAGAAGAAGUGCCUUCAUCGAUCAGGUUGUGGUCUCGUCUCGAUAAAUUAGAUAUGUCGCGGUGCAAAAACCUGAAGAUGUUUCCACCUGUUCCUGAUGGAAUUUCAGUGCUAAACUUGAGUGAGACAGAAAUAGAAGACAUUCCUCCGUGGGUCGAGAAUCUCUCUCAGCUUCGACACUUCGUUAUGAUCAGAUGCAAGAAGCUGGACAACAUCUCAUUAUCAAGAAUUUCCAAGAUGGAAGGUGUUCAUUGUCUGCAAAUUACUCGUGGUGAUGAGGAUGUCUCUGGUGAUUCGAUAGUAAACAUCAGGUGGUACUCUAACUUCCCAAACCAAUGGACUUUACAGUCGGAUAUGUUACAAAUUUGUCUGCCAGAGUUGGUUUAUACUUCCCCAGUGUCCCUACACUUCAUCAGUAAUGAAUUCAAGACUAUUCCAGAUUGCAUCAAAAAUCUUUCUCAACUACAUCAGCUUUCGUUCUAUAGAUGCCAUAAGCUUGUAUCGCUGCCGCAACUUUCAGACUGCCUCUCAUCUCUAGAUGCAGAAAAUUGUGUGUCACUUGAGACAAUAGAUGGCUCCUUUCACAAUCCAGAUAUCCGUCUGAAUUUUUUAAACUGCAACAACUUGAAUCAAGAAGCAAGAGAACUCAUCCAGAAAUCGGUUUGCAAACAUGCUCUGUUACCUUCUGGAGAAGUUCCUGCAUACUUCAUUCAUCGAGCUAUUGGAGAUUCCGUAACAAUUCAUUUGAAAGAGAGGCAUCUUCCUCUAUAUUUGAUAUUUAAGGCUUCUCUAGUGCUGUUCAAUGACGAUGAAAUCAAUUACGAUUACGAUGAUGACGAUGAUGAUGACUAUGACGAGGAGGUCAUAGUCUAUGGUGAUUAUGAUAGUUACCCUCAUAGCGAUGAUUAUACCAAACAGGAGACCAUGAGGUUAUCUUGUCGUGUCGAAGGCAAACAGAAUGGCCUCACUAUUCAGUAUGGAUCUAGUGUGCACCUUCUACCAACUCCGCAUAGGUAUACAGAGCAUGUGUAUAUAUUUGAAGCUUCUUUCUCCCUAGGCGAGUGCAACAGUCCUGAAGCAGAAAGCGAGCUUGUCUUUGACUUCAAGGUUCACGAUUACUUUUGGGCGAUAAAAGAGUGUGGUCUUCGACUCUUGGAGCUCCCUCAUGCUCAUGGAGACGAUUGACAAGAGCUUCAGAUGUAGUAGCAGAGGUUGUGCAGACAGCCAGAUGGAGAAGAAUCUGGCAAUAACGAGGAUGAGCAAAAAAAAUAGUGACAUCUGUAUAAACCUCUCUGGUGCAUAUAUGAAAGUGGGAUCAAGAUGGUGUUCUUGAUGCAGCAAUCAAGUGGGGCUCUAACUUGAUGCACAAUAUCCAUACCUGAGAAGGCUUACACUUCUCCAAUUUUGGUGUUCUUGUUCCGUAAUGAUUUAAGGCGCUACCACACUGUAACGUAUGUCUCCCUCGACUACAACAGCUUGUAGUGAAGAUUAAGGCAAAAAAAAUUCUUGGAAGAUUGGUUCAUCAUUUGCUCUCAAAAAGCCUGCAAAAUUUCUCUUAAAGGAUAAUCUAGAUGAUGACUUGGAUCUUAUUGAUGAAGAUUCUCUGCUAACGGAGGAUGACUUGAAGAAGCCUCAAGUUCCUGCUGCCAGCGGUUGUGAGACCCCCAAAAAAGCUUGCAAGAACUGUGUCUGUGGUCGAGAUGAGAUCGAGAGAAAAGCUGUGAAGCUGGGCCUCACAGAGGAUCAAAUCGAGAAUCCACAAUCAUCAUGUGGCAGCAUAAGCUUCUUAAGAGUUUGUUGGUCGUGGUGCUCGUGCUUGUUACCAGAAGAGUUGCCGUUAAAAAGCUGGUUUGUUUUGUUUUUCAAUUUCGAGUUAUCGUAAGUUUUUUUUGGAGUAUGGACUUGUGAGACUCUUUAGAUUUAUAUUUUUCAGCUUUAUUGGAUAAUGGUGAUUCUCCUAGAAACUUAUGUUUUGUUAUGUCUACUCGUUUGCUAUCUUACAGUUGUUAUCUUUAUUUCAAUAUCUUGUGUUUUUCACUCUUUCGUUCUUGUCCCAUGAUGUAUGAUGACAUUUGCUUUGUUCUAUCAAUAGCUUGAUUCACUCA